This is a messenger RNA of Schistosoma bovis, 2878 nucleotides long. NCBI's taxonomy places the organism in Eukaryota, Metazoa, Platyhelminthes, Trematoda, Strigeidida, Schistosomatidae. The record is from the annotation of a GenBank genome assembly.
UGAAAUAAGUAAUAUGUAUACAACAUUAAAAAUAAAUGAACAUAAUAACCAUGGUAUAGAAUGGAUCAAGAUUGUUUACUAUAUGGAUUCUAUAUAAAUUUUCUCUUUUAAUUUUGUUGUUGCUGCGGAAAAAGAAAAAAAAACAAUUUAGUAACUAUGUGGAAACAAACAUUGAAAUUUUAAUUCAAACAAUCAAUCAAUCGAUCGAUCAAUAAUUAUCAAUAAUGUAUUUCUAUGAAUUUUAUCUAUGUCUAAUUAUUACAUCAUUGAUAUAUUAUGUAAAUGGACAAAAUAAAUUAUAUUCAUCAUUACGUUCAAGACGUUUAUUACCAGCUGAUUCUUAUACAAUCUUAGGACAAGCUGGUUUAAGACGUUUAGGACAAUGUAAUAUUACUUAUGCAUGGUUAACAUCACCGCCAACAUCAAGUUUAGAUGCAUAUGGUCAUGCGACAGCAUGUAAAAGAUUACAAUUAUUAAAUGGUGAAAUAAUACCUAUAUCAUCAUCAUCAUCAUCCUUAUCAUCAUCUAAUGAUUAUUUAAAUAAUGAUGAAGAUUUAAAUCAAGCUGAAAAAGACUUAAACCAUAUUAAUCAUGAAUGGUCAGCAUCAUUAAUUGAUUUAGAACGUUUAGAUUUAUUAAUACGUGCUGAAGUGAUCGGUAUUGGUCAAUCAAACCAAUUAGCUAAUGAUCCAAGAUAUUUUUUUCUUGCUGAUCGUGUUGGUGAUUUAAAUUUAAUGGUUGUACUACGUCCAGAUAAACAAUUAAAAUUAGAAUUAAUUAAUCCAUUAGCAUCGGAACAUUUAGUGUUAACACCGCAACAUGUUCUUUGUUUACGUAAACAAUGUCCAUCUAAUAUAAAUGAUGCCAAUAUAAAUAUAUCAAAACAAGAUAAUAGUAGUCUUAUCAUUGGAACGAAUAAUGUAGCAUUAAGUAAAGCUGAACGACAAAAUCGGGAAUUAUAUAUGCAAUUAGUUAUAUCACGUGUUGCAUGUGCUUUAAUUAGUUUUAUGUGUGUAGUCUUUGCAAUGACAUCAUUAACCUUAUGUAUACGUCUUAGACAAAAUCCACAUUAUUUUAAAAAACGUAUGAUACGUUCAUCUCAAGCUAGUAUAUGUAAAGAAUCACAUCCAUCACCGACACCAUUUUGUCAAAUGAAUGGUAAAGUUAAUAUGAGUCAAGUAUCACCAUUAUUUAUAACAGAUCAAUCACCAAGACAUUAUGGUAUAACACAUAUACCAAGUGAAACUGCUAGUAUGAAUAAUAUUGUAAUGACAGCAAGUAAUAUAAGUACAUGUGAUCCACAAAAUGGUUUACAAAAUAUUCCUAUUUCUUAUUCAGCAUUAAAUACACAAUAUGCACAAAUAUCAGGUUAUCCAAUAACUGGUGCACCUAUUGCAUCAUAUAAUGAUAAUUCUGGUUUAAUUACAAUUUAUCCAAUACCAUCACAUGGUUCAAUUAGUUCAACUCAACGUGGUUUAUUAUUACAAUGUCAAAAUGGUUCAGUAAGUCCAGCACCUUCAAAUAAUUCUGAUGGAAAAAAUGGUAUUACACGUACUGGUUCAUUAGGUAGAUAUUCACGGAAUAGUGUUUGUUAUGGUGAUAGUACACGGAAGAAAUUAUUGUAUCAAAUUAAAAAAUCACAUCAAAAUUCAACACAAACAAUUAAACAACAACAACAACAAAAUGAUCUGAAUACAUCAUUAUCUAACAACCGUCCAAUUCCGAUAGUUCAACAACAACAACAACAACAGCAACUUCAUCAAUCCAUGAAACAUGAUGAUCAUUUAUCAAGUAAACCGGAUGAUUUAAUCUCUUUUCAAUAUACACCUAAUUUUACUACAAUAGUACAUCGUUAUCCAACAGAAUUACAAUAUAAUGAAAUGAAAACUAUUCCUAAUAUGGAUAUAGAAGAAACAAAUUCAGAUUUAUUAAAAUCGAAUAAUUUUAAUCAUAUUAAUGAACCAUCUAUUAGUGUUAUACGUAAACCAGCUCAUGUAUGAAUGAAUUGAGGUUAAAUAUUGAAGUGCCUUUAUUACUUAAAAAAUAAAUCUGUUUCAGAUUAUAUAAACCAAAACUUGAAUUAGAUUCAUUAUUCAAUAUGAUAUAAAUGAAUAUGUUCACUUCAUUAAAACAAACAAACAAAUAAACAAAAAACAAGAUUUUACAUCAUUGAACAUUGAAUAUUCUGAGUAAAUGAACAAAAUGGAUAUCUAUCUAUCUAUCUACAUAUAUAAAACAGUUUAGUAAGUUGACCAAAUUAAUUAUGUAUAUCCCUAUGUAUGUACGUAGGUAUGCAGGUAUGUAUGUAUGUAAUGAAUUAUUUACUAUUAUGAUUAAAACAAAUACAAAUGUGUUAAUUGAACAUUGUACAUUAUAAUAGACCGGUUUGUUUUUCGCUCUUUCUCCUUUUUUUCACUUCAUUAAUUAGUGAACUUUUUUUUUUAAAAAAAAAGGCAUUUGUUCUAGUUUCUGUUGGUGUUUUUUUUCCCCGUUUUUGUUACUGUUUUCUUUAUAUUUUAAAUGGUUUGGAACAAAUACUGGUUCACUCUAUUGUGGUUGAUCACCCAUUUUUCUUUCUCUUUUCUUGAAAACUUUAUCCAUGAGCAAGUGAACACUUUUUAAGUGAUAUUUCGAAAUAACUAAAUGAACUAAAGAGGGUUCGCUUUUCUUAUCCUCUUUAUUAUUUAUAUUAAACUCUCACAGAUAAAAAAAACAACAGUUUACUGUCAUCCAUCAUGAUUGUUUUGUUUUGUUUUGCUUGUUUGUUCGUUUGUUUGUUUUAAAGAAGAGAAAGGAAAUCGGUUUCAUCAUUGUAAACAACUAUCAUCUAUUAUGAUGUAAUGUGAAGAUUGAAAAAAAAACCCAAUGUAUCUUACUG